AUGGUCCGCCGCGUCAAGGUAUCGCGCGCCCUCGGGCCGUCGCACGAUCCCACGCCAAUCUCCUCGACUCUCACGACACCUCUCAGUUCGGCCUAUCCUUCUACGUACGCUUCCGAGGUCGAUUGGGACAACGAGGUCAACAGUCUCCCAUUGAGUGCUCUCACGCUUGAGCAGAAGAAGGCCAGACGGAAGGCGAAACCCUUUCCGUUCAUGUCGCUGCCGUCUGAGCUUCGUCUUAAGGUGUACGACUACUAUUUCGAGGGCACUGGCGAGGUUAUUGAUCUCGACCCAGACAACUACAAGAAACUCCACAAAAAGCUCGGCAUACAGAGGGUUUGCCGCACCAUCUACCAAGAAGUAUCCCACUACUUCUACAGCAGCCGCUGCUUCCGAAUAUUCCCAACCCAUCCCGGCAAAUACUUCAAGACCAAGAAACCGCUGCUGGCUCGCCUCAAGCCUAACCCGAGAUCGCACCUCACGUCACUGGAGUUGCGUCUCGGCCCCGGCUGGAGUAAGCCGCCACGAGGAUGGGUCGUCAACCCUGGGCUGGGACUCCGCGAGUGUGUCAAUGUCCGCCGAUUGUUAGUCAUGGUCGAAUGUGAUCCAAGCGAUGGUAUCUUCAAUGGCUUCCGUCGAUCCGACGGAUUUUACGAGAGCUUCUGCCAGUCUCUUCUCACCGAGGUGAUGAACGAGAUGCCGUGGCUUGACACGGUCACGUUUGAUGCGUGGCCCAGCGUCAAGAAGUCGGGCGCAAUGAUGCGCGGACUUCUCGAAAUCACUGCGGCGAACAACCGCAAGAUCAACUGGGGUCCUGAAAGAGGAUGGACUGAUGGGCCUGACGAAGAACCCCAGCGCAGCAGUAACCUGGUGCUGGUGCCGCCGCCGACCGAAUUCAACACGUCUAGUGUAGGCGUUUUAGUGAUGGCCUGA
Colletotrichum karsti is the source of this 930-nucleotide messenger RNA. RefSeq lists its product as uncharacterized. Lineage: Eukaryota; Fungi; Ascomycota; Sordariomycetes; Glomerellales; Glomerellaceae. The transcript has a single exon. The record is from RefSeq and is a predicted model, not a curated record. Bases 1 to 930 code for a protein of 309 amino acids.